Haliotis rufescens (red abalone) is the source of this 10351-nucleotide messenger RNA. Its product is annotated as integrin alpha-4-like. The coding region runs from base 843 to 4079 and encodes 1078 amino acids. Lineage: Eukaryota; Metazoa; Mollusca; Gastropoda; Lepetellida; Haliotidae. Gene Ontology annotation, molecular function: integrin binding. The record is from RefSeq and is a predicted model, not a curated record. Gene Ontology annotation, biological process: cell-matrix adhesion; integrin-mediated signaling pathway; cell adhesion mediated by integrin. The transcript has 22 exons. Gene Ontology annotation, cellular component: external side of plasma membrane; integrin complex.
CGAGACUAUUACCACCGCACAUGUCACUAUACAUGGAUCGAUCUGGGCAGACAAGAAGCUAACUGGACACGUUGACACUUUUUGUAUGUAACAACACUUGGAGUUAGACUUCUUGACUCUUUUUCAGUCAGUUGGUUCAUCAACAGGUUCGAAAAUGCAAAUAUAUGGCCGUAAUCACUUAUACCAGAUGUCGUCUGCAGUUUGACACUCGCCAACAGAGCUAGACAUUCAGCCUUUGUCCGCCGAGAAGAAAUAGUGUUCAGGAUAUUCUUAGAUAAAGUAUCGUUAUCACGACAAGGUGACAAAUCAAACGAUGCUGAUGACUAAAUAGGUUUGAUAUUUGAAGCGACGGAAGCACCAGCCAAUUAUUUCCCGCUUCGCGCGCGCGGUCUCCCAGUCGAACUCAAGCGAGUAGCAGACGAUAACUCGCGCAGCUGAUUCAGUUGUAUAUCUCAGUAUAAAGCCAGGAGGGGCUCUUGUCGGAUGAUGUCGGGAGCGCCGUAAAAAGUUGAAAAGUUUGAAUCAUCUCGCGGUGUAGAUGUUUGUUAGCUUGGCUGUGUUUCAUUUCCGCUGCGAGGUCGCUUGGUAACGGUGACAUUCCAUAGCAACACGAGGUUUCAGCAUCUUGACCACACAUUCGGAUCGCGUCGACUGGUUGGUUGUUUUGAAAACUCUAUGAGAGGAAGUCUGCAGGUUGCAGUCAUUACCCCGGCACGCUCAUUCUUAAUUCGCAGAUUUAAAUAAUUCCACAAACUGGCGUCACAUCCACACAAAAACCAACUGUUUGCAACUUUUCCAAAUUUGAAACCUUCAAUGCAAAGACGUCUACGUGUUCCCUGACGAUGUGUGCCUGUGUUGGAUUUCUGCUGUCGUUCCUAGGGACGGUGACUGUGACGAACGUCAACGCCUUCAAUAUCGACACUCGUGAUCCGAAAUUUUUUUCCGGUCCUGAGGGAUCGUAUUUCGGGUACACAGUCGCAAUUCUCUCGGAGUACCUAGACUAUCACGGAUAUCAAGAAAUGUGGAUGUUGAUUGGGGCUCCUUUAGCCGACGACGCAGACCUUCCUGAACUUGACCGCCCGGGAGUGUUGUACAAGUGUUCCUGGGCAUACAACUCGUGUGAGAGAGUCAAUGUGGAUGAUUCAGGAAAUAUUCGCCAGAUCGUGCCCAAGUGGAAGAACGUCACGCUACACCACAGUAAGAACAAGCAGUGGCUUGGGGCGACGUUAGACAUCAACAUGGACGGCGACAACGGUGUCGUGGUUUGCGCCCCGAGAUGGAGGGACAGGGAGUUUUUUGUUCAAGGUCAUGAGUUCAUGAAUGGACUGUGUUACGAAGGCACCGGUCAACUGUUGUUUAACGAAAGUAGUUCCUGGCCUGUGCUGGAGUCAUUCAGGAAGCAGAUUCAUACGCAAGGACAUUAUAUGUACGGCAUGGGAGCAAUGGGGUUUUCUGCGGAGUACUCCAAGGACGGGGAGUUUCUAGUGAUGGGAUCCCCAGGACUUAACGACUGGACAGGUGGAGUUAUUCGUGUGAGCGGUGGCCAUCAAUCCAGGCCAAAGAUAUUCGAACCAUCUCGGAGGAUAUUUAAUAACUCUUACAUUGGUUACGCAAUAACGACGGCCCAUUUGUCCUCUGACGCAGUUUUCAUCAUCGCAGGGGGUCCACGUGCCGAGAACAAAGGCAAGGUGUUUAUUUACGACUACAACUUCGACGUGAUGUUGGUGCUGGAGGGACAUCAGUUUGGCAGUUACUUCGGCGCAUCUUUAUGCGCAGCCGAUUUAAAUGGCGACGGCCUUGAUGACCUUAUUGUUGGCGCGCCUUUAUUCUCAGAGGUCACGGACGAAGGUCAAGUUUAUGUCUACAUCAAUAAGGAGUUUUUCAACCUGGAACUGGAAGCCGAGUUGUCGGGCUCGAACACCCCCGCCUCCCGGUUUGGGACGACUGUAGGUAACAUCGGAGACGUCAACAGAGACGGAUAUCAGGAUAUCGCGGUGGGAGCGCCGUUCGAGGACGGCGGCAGGGGCGUGGUGUACAUCUACAACGGAGCAAAGAGUGGACUACACAAGAAAUUCUCCCAGCGUGUCGCCGCAAGGGACCUCUCGUCCCGACUGUCCAGCUUUGGCUGGAGCAUCUCCCGACCCGUCGACGUUGACAAGAACCAAUAUGUCGACGUUCUCAUCGGAGCCUUCUCGUCAGACAGUGCAGUUCUUCUUCGCACACAGCCUGUCAUAAACCUUCAGGUUACCAUGGAGAUCAGACCACGUGUCAUCCGCCCGGAUGGACAAGCGAACUGUCUGUACAGGGGGGCACCUGCUAUCUGCAUCACGGCGCGGAUCUGUGCGCAGUACGACGGCAUCAACGUCCCGGAGACACUCGAGAUCGACGUCAUCCUGAAGGUGGACACGCUGGAGAGGCACCGCAAUGUCAGAAGGAGGCUGUUCCUGCAGGACCCCGGAAGUAGCCAGGAACGGGUGUCAAUGAACAUCCCCAUGAGACUGUCAGCUGGACGCGAUAUGGACUGCAUGCCAGAGAUUGCCAUCUUCACACGGAAAAGUCGUGACGUCAUCACCCCAUUGCAGAUGGAACUAGAUCACGUGAUCAAACCGGGUACAACUGGUGUGGACAGGCACUGUGAUAUUUGUGCUGUGCUCAACAUAUAUCACCCCCAGACAUUUAAAACACAGGCGAUGUAUGACAGAAGCUGUGGAUCUAAUAAUGUGUGCAACUCCGACAUUAACCUGAUGGCUGUGGCCAGGUACUCGCAGAACGACCGCUACCUGGUGAUGGACGACUCGCCCGUGUUUGAGAUCGAGGUUGACCUCUAUAACACCGGCGAGACAGCGUAUCUCACAGUCGUGACCUUGACCUUCCCCGACAGUAUCAGCUUCAGCCGAGUCAGGAGGGUAAUGGGAAAGAAUGACGUCACGUGCCUCUCUCAGAACGAGGCUGAUACCGUGAAUGACACCGCCAGAAUAGAGUGUGAUAUUGAGAGCCCUCUGGAGAAGAACGAAGAGGUGAUCUUUAGUAUCAGGUUCUAUUCGCCUAUGUUCCAUCACGACGACCUUGAGAACUACAACUUCACCGUCGUUGCGACGACAGCCAGCGAGGACGAGGACUGGGAGAACAACCGGGUCAAUGUCAUGGUCCCUGUCAGGAUGGAGAGCAAGGUCAAGAUAUCAGACGCUUCCCUGCCAGCCCAGAUGCUGUUCUCUCUUGACCCCAAGAUCACGGAGCCUGAAUGGCAGUACGUCAAGCAUGUGUACGGCGUCAAGAACUUCGGACCCAGCCUCUACCCCCGGGGACAGAUCGUCAUCCUCUUCCCCAUGUCCGCCUACAUCGCGUACGUCAAUCAUACGGUGGACCCCCCUAUGAGCAGAUGCAGAUGGACCUACACCUCCAUCUCUUCCGGUGGGUCCAGGACAACAGCUGGACCCACGCUGUUCGCAGCCAAUGAGAGGGAAAGCUACCGUGCGGUCGAGCUGGUGUGUACAGAGAGCGGCUGCAUCAACAUCACCUGCCCUAUAAAGUCUCUGGGUGUGGAUGAACAGUUUUUUAUCACCAUCAACUACAAGGUCAAAGUAUCCAUACUGAAAGACCUUGAGGUGAAGAGGGAGUUGCGCAUCAUCUCAAGUGCUGAACUGUUCGAGCCCUAUUCCGACAAGUUUAUAUCUCUCAGCAAGGACAAGAACGCUACAGCUACGACAUAUAUUAACGCAGAGAGGGUCGGUAAAAAAGGAUUCAAAAUCUGGAUUUUAGCCGUCAGCAUUGUCAGCGGUCUUCUUCUAUUGUAUCUACUGGGGAUCAUUCUCUGGAAGUGUGGAUUUUUCCGAAGAAGGAAACGAGAGGAGUUGCAAAAACUUAUCCAGACGUCGGAAUCGGAAAAAGAGGCAUUGAACACGGUUAACCUACCGGGUCAUGACCCCGUUAAUGACGUCAUGGUACUUCCGGCGAAUAAUCAUUUCACCCCUGCGCACGAAGAUGUAAAUUUCAACAAUAAUCUGAAUAACCACUGGCCGCCGCCACACCCAGCGUUCAGCAAUGACACAUACUUAGAACCCAUCAACAUGAAGUCAUAGGGGACCAGGACUGAAUGCAUCACGUCAUCUUGAAAUGCUCAUAGGUGCAAAACGGAGACCGUCCAAUCUUGGAAGAGUUCGUCGGUUGGGGAGGACUUUAUGGUGCUUUUGAACGCUUCCACACAAAGGGACGAGAGCGGGAACGAAUUAGACUACAAGAACGAGUAAAGUGUAAAGUGCAGGAGUCUCUGAUGGCGUCCGUUUUUGUCAUGACGUCACAGCCACGUGACUAUUCUGCCAUUGACUUGACAAUCGUAAUGCUGGAGUGGCUUUAGAAGGAUUUCUUUCACAAAACAAGUUAACCAGCUUACACGUUGAUUCAGAUGUAUUUGUUCCAAGUGAAAAUGCGACACCAGUGCAAUUAUUUAUGAGAUUGAGCCUAUAUGAAAUUGUUGCCUGUUCACUUAGAUUCAACAAACUAUUAUCCAGAUCGAGGUGACCAUUAAUUAAUUCUCUUCGAACAAAUGUACAAAUGAACAGAAUAGUAAUUUGGAGUUGUCCGAAAAUUCCGGCCCGGGCGAGUACUGUUAGAAAUGACAAAAAUUGUUGGAACGUUAGUGUGUCCUUAUACAUCGUUAAUCCGGACAGUUCUACGUUCGUAGCGUCUGGACUAAAGAGGUUUCACUAUAUACAAAACAGUAAGAAAACAUUAUAUCUUAACAAGUUAUUUUUGGCUUGACUAAGAUCUAUACAUAGUCCGAUCAAAAUCGCGUUACGAAAUCGACAGCUGGUUCGUGAACUGACGUGCAUAUUUCGGUCAAAUUGCAGGAUUUGCAAAGCAUGUGUACCGUUAACUUAGAGUCAACAGUUAUUUUCCAAAUCUGUCCAUGUUUUUAAUCAAGGUGUUCACAUGAUUUGAUGCACUUCGCGUAGUAAGGAGGGACAUAGAAGGGACAUAACUUGUAAUAGCCACGAUCAAGCCCAGAAAUCCAGCCUAGCUCGGCAUGGUUGGAAACUGGACUUUUUACAACUCCCUUGCCUCGGGAAGAUGAUGCCAUGCAGAAUUACCAUGUCUUGUCAUUAUAAUAUAUAGGGCAUUUGGAGGUAUUCCUUAAACAUUAUCGCUCACACUUUUAGACUUAUUUUUCUAUCAAUCGGCCCCAGGGACGUGUAGCACUGACAGGGUGUUUUCGUUUUUUGGUGUAUUUUUGGCAAUGUGCUGAUGUGACAAAGUGAAAUAGCAUGUUUUUAAACAUUUAUAAUUCCUGUCAAUUCGAGUCAAGUAGUCUGACAGUUAAAGCAUUCGCCUGUCACGCCAUGUACCCGGAUUCGAUUCCCCUCAUGUGUACAAUAUGCGAAAGCAAUCUGGUGUCUCCGUCGUGAUACUGCGAAAAGCGGCGUAAAAUCCUCACUCACAAACUCAUAAUAUCGAGAGUUUGUGUUUGGAGAUUUCACACAUAUAUUUAGUGUAUACGUAGGAAUAUAUUAUCCAUUUUUAUGCGGAAAACAUGUUUGUACUUCAAUAAUAUUGGUAUCCUGGCAGUGCGACAAUUCCCAGCGUCACCACCCAUUAAUCAUCUGUCCAUCGUUGUUGCGUGGGAUCCCUAAUAUAUAACAUUACCACAUACCGAGAUGAAGGAUUCCAUUAAUUGUCCAUCUGAAGCUGGUUUCAUGGUUAAACGAAACCACUUGUAAAUAUCACCGUAUUGAGUUCGAAAACAAUGAAUAACUGCGGAAAUAAUUAUUUUCAAACAUUUUUGUGUGCGAAAGUUGUGACAGUCAUCUAAUUGUAUUGUUUUAUUUGUCCAUAUUGUAUUUAGCUACUGUUUUAAUUGGUUUCUUUGUUAUCUAGACAUAUACAGGUUAUUAUUUAUUUCAGGUACAUAGUCACAACAUUAUCGUAAAAUACAACCUUCGGAUCUAUUUAGAUCUUGGAGUUGAAUUGAUUUUAAGGAUAUACAAUCCCGACCAUCUUGUAAUUCAAAUGCUUUCGACUUGAUUGAAAUUGUUAUGCAAAAUUAAGCAGAAAAGCAUACUGAUUUUAGAAUAAAAUAGCAAUUUCAAACAGUUAACUUUGAAAUUAUUAACCUAAGGUCCGUUCUACAAAACUAUCCUAACCAUAAAACGAUCUUAACUCCCAUACUUUAACAUUGACGUCCGACACUUUAUGGAAGGGGCGGUCGGGUAGCCACCUGGUUAUAGGUUUCGCUCGUCACGCCGACGACCCGGGUUCGAUGCCCGACAUGGAUACAAUGUGUGAAGCCCAUUUCUGGUGUCCCCUGCCGUGAUUUUGCUGGAAUAUUGCUAAAAGCGGUGUUAAACCAACUCACUCACUCUCUUUGUGGAACGUAACCCGGAUGUAUAACGGACUGAUUCAGGGAAAUGAUUAAGUCGACCAAAAUGAACACAAAAGUAUUGAUAAGUCGAAAUAGAUUCUUUAAUACGAAGUAACAGUAUUCACCCGACAGAAUCCGGAUCGUUCUCUAAUUCUCCAAUAUCGGCACUAUGCAUGUGUCAACUACGGAUUUCGCGAGUUAAAGAUGUUUCAAGUAUAAAUGUCUAUGUACCACGUGACGACCCUGCUACGCUUUGUGUCAGUAGCAAAGACAUGUCCCUCGCUGUGUUGUUUUAUAAUACGUGCUGUUAUUUCAUAAAUCACUGUUUGAUCAUCCUCCAUUAACCAGGGUAUUUAUCUCCAUUACGAUAAGUACCCUAAAGCUGUUCGCCGCCAUAGCUUUGCUUCGGAAGUGGCGUCACCAUCUCUUAUCACCAAUAAGAGUUUCUUUCGCUCAAAAGUGUGAUUUGAUUGGACGGCUAUUUUUAGUGCCCAGUCAAUCAAACCUGAUUCAAAACGAUGUUAUGGUAUAAAAUGGAUGGACGUAUUAUUUAUCAUAAUAGAAUGUAGACAUAGUACACUGUAUACUCGAGGAUGUUAUAUGAUGGGUAUAUGGGACUUUGAAUGUUUAAUUGAGCGAGUGUGUGAACGUUAUUCAGAAAGUAUAUUUGUACAUGCCAUGCUUUAUGAGGACUGAGAAUGGAGGUGAUGUUUCAAGAGCUAUUAUUUAUUUAUAUCAUGUUGCAUAAUGACGAUCCGGAACACAUUGAUACAUACGGAUUAAUUCUAUCUAUCGUUUGUAAAAUCAGUCUUCCUUUCGGAAAUGAAAGUAUUAAAGAAACAAACAUUGACACGGAUAUUAGCCCUGCGCAUGAAACAAGAGAAAACAGUCUAGCCGACUCUUUUACAAUGAAACCUUGUUAAUCUGGACCCCCUUUCUCGCUUCUCGGUUUAUAACUGUUAGAGGCGUCUAGGUCAAUAACUGUUAGAGGCGUCUAGGUCAAUUAACUGGUUGAGGCGUCUAGGUCAAUAACUGUUAGAGGCGUCUAGGUCAAUAACUGUUAUAGGCGUCUAGGUCAAUAACUGGUUGAGGCGUCUAGGUCAAUAACUGUUGUAGGCGUCAAGGCCAACAACAGUUAGAGGCGUCUACGGCAAUAAUUGUUAGAGACGUUUUGGUCAAUAACUGUAAGAUACGUCUAGGUCAAUAACUGUUUGAGACGUCCAGGUCAAUAACUGGUUGAGGUGUCUAGGUCAAUAACUGGUUGAGGCGUCCAGGUCAAUAACUGUUAUAGGCGUCAAGGCCAACAACAGUUAGAGGCGUCUACGGCAAUAAUUGUUAGAGACGUUUUGGUCAAUAACUGUAAGAUACGUCUAGGUCAAUAACUGUUUGAGACGUCCAGGUCAAUAACUGGUUGAGGUGUCUAGGUCAAUAACUGGUUGAGAUGUCUAGGUCAAUAACUCUUAGAGGCCUCUAGGUUAUAACUGUUAGAGGUCACUUGUACUGGGAACUGUCACGUCAGGAAUACAAGGUUUCAUUGUGUAUGGAUGUGAUGUGAAUAUUAAUAGAUACUUUCCUGCUGCAAUGUUAAAUCUUGCUAUACAGGUAGUCUUAAUAGUACUGAUCUCAAAAGUGCGGGGUCGAAAUAAAUUUUAAAUAGUAUUCUUAUACAGCCAUUGUGGAUACACAAUGUACUGAUUUGACUCAUUCUUGCAUUGAUAAUUAUGAUUCAAUAUUAUGAGAACAACGACCUCACCUGAAGCUCUUUACUAGGCUAGCUCUCCAAAAAAUGCGAACUAGGCUCCGGCUCUGGGCCCCGUUCCACAAAGCGAUCCUAGCGCUACGACCAUCGUAAACCAGUGUUAAAGUAUGAGAGCCACGAUCACUUUACCGCUAAGAUGGCUUUGUGGAACGGGGUCCUGGUCUUCAUAGAAAGUCUGGGUGAUAUCCUUUCUUUCUCUUGGAUUUCAAAUUUAUGACGUAUGUAUAAUUAAAGAUAAUGAUUGGCCUAGUUACGCAGGGACUCUUUCUCCGGUCCACGCGUAAAACUGAUAUCAACAAGGACUUGGCCUAGACUGGGAAAGGGCCCACCCAAUACCUUAGGGCGCAGUUCCCCGAGCCUGGUUUCAUGGCUAGGCUGCGCUUGCGCUCUGUGUAGGGCAAGCGCAGCCUAUUCCGGGAACCAUUCUGCAGUUCCCUUUGAAACAAGAUGGGCAGAAAACCGGAUGUAGAUUCUAAUUUAACCGGAUAUAGAUUUUAAAUAAAUUAAACCAGACGAGUGUUCUACGAGAACCGGAUAUUACUCGGCUAGUGAAAUGAGUCGUGACUUGUGACUGUUUUACUCUGCGAUGUCUUGAGUAACACACAGAAUCCAUUAAUGCCGGAAUGUGGGACAUCUGGUCACCACAUUGUACCAUGAAGUUGUGCCAAAUGUGUCUUUUAUUCCCUAUAUGUAUAUAUUUGAAAUAUUUGUAAUAUAAACAUUUUGUAUUUUGAACCAUGCGUACAUGCUCCGCUGUUGUGUCAGACUCUCACAUGAAUUGUUCAUAUUUUUGAAGGUUUUACUAUAAAUGACCACGUUUCUGUAAUGAUAUUACAAUCGUAUUAUGCAUGUAUUAUUGUGACGUAAUGUUGAGGUGAAAUGGGGUUUAACGUCGCGUUCAAGAUUAUUGCACCUAUAUAGCGACGUGCAUGCACGUGUGUGGGUGGGUGCUUGUCCAGUGCGGACAAAGGCUGGUUUUAUAGUGCUAUCUCACUGAGAUACCAUGCCGCAGUUUAACAUGAAUACGCCACUCAAACACAGGAUACUGACUCCGAGCCGACCAGUCCUUGUUCAUAGAUGUUCUAUCCCCCUUUAAUGCCGAGCGCCAGGCACGGAAACAACAAGCACUAUCUUAACGUAUUUUGGCAUGACGCGGCUGGGGAUCGAAUCCUGACUUUCCCCUAUGAGGUAAUAACAUGUUUGUUGAGACCAGAGUGAAAACUAUAUACGGUGCUGUAUAUUUUGAUAAAAAGAAUAUGUGUGGUUCACAAGCACAAGCUAUAUAGUUAUCAUAGCGGAAAUAGCCGAAGAAAGGGGAGUGAGAUCCAAGUCCAACUCAUCGUGCCAUUCCGGAGCUACGGGAUGAAGAGGUUGUGAGUUAGCUUUGAUUGUAAUUACACCUUUAAGUCAUGUUCAAACAUCGCAAGUUCCCGACAUGGCUGGGUGUGGGGUAUGUAUUAUAUACACCUGGAUACAGAGAAGCACCACCCCGUUUCUUUUAUGUUGUAUCUUGUACUGCCUUGUAUCUUUUACAAAUAUCUACAUAUGAAAUUGGUCAUAUUUUGCAAAAUGUCUAAUGAACCGACUAUUUUGAUAUUCUAGAGGAGGAGAGCUGGGAUUUUGAAUGGAGAACAUUUUCUUCAACUACAGCUGCAAAACCAGAUUUCUUUUUAAAAACACAAUUAAAACUAUGGGCCUAAAUUUGUUUUCCUGAAAACACAUUGCAACAAUGUACUUUUUUGUGGCAGACAUUAUUUUACUGAAGUAAAAUAUCUUUUUAAAGAAAUGUCGGGGUAAUUAAUUUUUAUGGAUAAAAUCCCAGCCAAAAAUGUAAGGAAAGAUCAUGAAAACCGGAACGUGACAAUUUAAUUAAUUGUUUAGAAGUCGGUAGAGAAUGAAGACAUGAAAUGUUUAUGUAUAACAACUUUUCUAUACGUUUUCCGCGUCUGAGGUACCAGUUUCCUUUUAAAAGGUAAAUGACAGUCCGAAUUAAUCCCCAGCAACCCAUGCUUGCCAUAAGAGGCGACUAACGGGAUCGGGUGGUGAAGCUCGCUGACUUGGUUGAGGCAUGUCCUCGAAUACCAAAUGCGUAGAUCUUUGCCCACUAUGUCAAACACUGGAUCGUCUGGUCCAGACCGCCAUCCUAUAGCUGGAAUAUUGCUGAACGCGGCAUUAAACCAAAAAUAUAUGAAUGACAGCCAUUCACAUGUUGAGAAGCACCGACAGGUCGUUAGAAA